AUGUCAGAUUUCAACAAAACUGUCUUCACCAACCCCUCCACCUUCAUCCUGCUGGGGAUCUCCAUCCCAUUCUCGGGCAUCUACGCCAUCGCCGUCUUGGGGAACUUCACCAUCCUCUUCAUUGUGAAGAAGGAACAGAGCCUCCAUGAGCCCAUGUACUAUUUCCUCUGCAUGCUGGCCGUCACCGACCUCGUCCUGUCUACAACCACCCUGCCCAAAAUGCUCAGCAUUUUCUGGUUCAAUUCCAGGGAGAUUAAUUUCAGUGCUUGCCUCACCCAGAUGUACUUCAUUCACUGCUUCACAGUGAUGGAGUCUGGGAUCUUCGUGGCCAUGGCUUAUGAUCGCUACGUGGCCAUCUGUGAUCCCCUGAGACAUUCCACCAUCCUGACAAACACCAUGGUGGUCAAGACUGGCCUGGCCAUGGUGCUUCGUGGCAGCGUGCUUGUAAUGCCCUAUCCCAUCUUCGCAAGUCUGCGGCCAUAUUGCAGAACCAAUAUAAUCUCCCAUGUAUACUGCGAGCACAUGGCCGUGGUGAAGUUGGCCUGCGCUGACAUUACCAUCAGUAAUUACUACGGCCUCUCUGUGUUAUUCAGUGUCCAUGGACUGGAUGUGAUUUUUAUUGUCAUUUCCUAUAACCAGAUCCUCAGGGCCAUCUUCAGGCUCCCCACCAAGGACGCCCGACUCAAGACUUUUGGGACCUGCAGCUCCCAUCUCUGCGCCAUCCUAACAUUUUAUGUCCCAAUGGUCUUCACUUCCAUCAUGCACCGGUUCGGUCACAGCGUGGCCCUGCCUUUCCACAUUCUCAUUGCCAAUAUUUACCUCUUGGUGCCACCCAUGCUAAACCCCGUCAUCUACGGGGUGAGAACCAAGCAAAUCCGGGACAGGAUGCUGCAUGUCUUUACUCCUAAAAGGACCUAA
Pelodiscus sinensis (Chinese soft-shelled turtle) is the source of this 918-nucleotide messenger RNA. RefSeq names its product olfactory receptor 52M1-like. Lineage: Eukaryota; Metazoa; Chordata; Testudines; Trionychidae. The record is from RefSeq and is a predicted model, not a curated record. Gene Ontology annotation, biological process: G protein-coupled receptor signaling pathway. Gene Ontology annotation, cellular component: plasma membrane. Gene Ontology annotation, molecular function: G protein-coupled receptor activity; olfactory receptor activity.